AUGGCAGCAGCAGCAGCAGCAACAGCUGAGCCGAAGAACGAUGGACCCGCGCUAGCGCCGUUCGCAACACUUUCCAUCCUGCAGCUCAUCAAAGAUGCGCAACAGAAGCACGGGCUUCGCCAUGGCGACUACCAGCGAUAUCGGGGUUAUUGCGCACGUCGUAUACGAAGAAUUCGCAGAUCUCUUGGCUUCACACAUUUGCACAAAGGUGUCCCGAAGCAUUCGGCGAAGUUUUUCCAGAGAAAGCUGGUCACUGAAGUUGUUACGGAACAAAGAUACUUGCAAACAGCGCUUUUUGAUGCCGAGAGGAACUGGGCGUUCGCGAUGCAGCUGAAACAGGAGAUGGGCGAAGAUCUGCACUCAAGGAAGCGCUUCCACAUGAUCGCAAAGAUACGACGCGCGGCCAAACAUUCAUCGAUUCUUGAAAGCGUCGUGCGAAGCUGCGACCGUGUGGACGCAGUAACAAGACUCGAAGCUCAAGCAUACAAUGCUUGGGUGAACGGUUCUCUUCGAUUUGAACAGAAGCAGUGGAAAGGAGCUUUGGAUUGUCUCAAAACUUCUAAGUAA
Messenger RNA from Gongylonema pulchrum, 567 nucleotides. NCBI's taxonomy places the organism in Eukaryota, Metazoa, Nematoda, Chromadorea, Rhabditida, Gongylonematidae. The record is from the annotation of a GenBank genome assembly.